Panicum virgatum (switchgrass) is the source of this 2193-nucleotide messenger RNA. Its product is annotated as F-box/FBD/LRR-repeat protein At1g16930-like. NCBI's taxonomy places the organism in Eukaryota, Viridiplantae, Streptophyta, Magnoliopsida, Poales, Poaceae. Bases 269 to 1924 code for a protein of 551 amino acids. Gene Ontology annotation, molecular function: protein binding. The transcript has 5 exons. The record is from RefSeq and is a predicted model, not a curated record.
CACCGGCAAGCCUUAUCCAUCCACCCGAUUCCAACCCUGCCCCCGCCCCCCGCCGACCCCCGGUCGCGGCCUCCCACCUCCUCCCGAGGACCGCCGCCACCCGAGCAACCGCGCGAGGCCGCGAGGACCGCGCGACGCCGACGCCUGCGCGCUGCGAGGACGCGAGCCCAGUCGGCCGCCGCGCCGCCGCCGAGAGCCCCCGCGCGGUUCUGUCGCCGCCGCCGCCGCCGGUCCUGUCCUCCCAUCUUCCACUCAUUUGGUGAUUGCAAUGUCGACUCCGGGAGAUAGUGGUAGCGGCGCCCCUCUUUCAAUCCACGGCGAACGCCGCCGCCGCCGCGGCGGCGGUUCCGGCUCCGGCGAGGAGGACUGCAUCAGCGGCCUCCCCGACGCGCUGCUGCACGAGAUCCUGGUCCGCCUCCGCUCCGCCGCCGCCGCCGCGCGCACCAGCGUGCUGUCCCGCCGCUGGCGCCGCGUCUGGGCGCACCUGCCCGAGCUCCACCUCGUCGCGCCGCCAGCGGCGGCGCCAACCUCGUUCCCUGCCACCGUCGACGCCGCCCUCGGCGGCUACCUAGCCCCUACCCUCGAGCGCCUUGGCGUCUCCCACACCACCGACCAACAUUGGCGCAACCUCCGCAUUUCGGCCGGGCGCAUUGCGCCGUGGCUCCGCUUCGCAGCGGAGCGCGUGGUGGGCGAGCUCAAUCUCUAUCUCUGUGUGCCUCAGAUUUUCGCCGUUUCGACACCGGAAGUCGUCGACGAGGAGGCAGCGCUUGAGCUUCCGGUGUGUCAGCGAGCGAAACGAAUCCAGCUCCAUCUUCAGUAUGCAUAUACAACGUGGCUCCGCCCCCAGGCAUCCGGCCUGCUGUUCGCGGCGCUCACGUCCCUGAAGAUAGAUGGCUAUGUCCACAUGCAAGGCAGCGAUCUCACAGCCCUUGUGAGCAUGCAGUGCCCGUGCUUGAGGGACCUGGAUCUUUUCAUUACGCUGAUUGCCAUCUUUGAUGUCUCCAUUCACUCCAACUCGUUGCAUAGACUGAUGCUCAACGUCUUAGAGACAAGGCAUCUAGAGAUUUCGGCCCCAAGUCUUGAAGAGCUCGUAAUAUCUAAUCCGCCUAUGGAGGCUCAGAUCUCUGCUCCGAAGCUUGUCAAGGUAGCUUGGGAUUAUCACUAUGAUCCUCAUCUCAUUCGGUUUGUUGUUGGCCGUAGGCUCCAGCUUCUGCGAACUUCUACACAGGCGUUGUCCCUGGCUAUGCAGUUCCAUCGAGUUGAUGACUUGAAUCUGAGCGUCAAUCUAGAUUUUCAUGAUGCAGCAAGGUAUGGAAGCUUCCUGAAUGAAGCUAAUAAGCUGCCCAAAUGUAAGAGCUUUUGCAUAUUCUUGUGGUGGGGACGCCAUGCCUUGCUGCCUGUCAUGUUGCAUCUCUUGAGGAGUUGCAAUGAUACAAAGAAGCUUCAAGUACAUUUAUGUGGUUCUUCGCCCCAACCAGUGAUGCAUUCUUGCCUGCCGUCUUGCCUUUGUCGUUCAGAAGAGAGUCGCAAGAUUGAUGGCAUUGAUCUCAAUUCACUUGAAGUGGCAGAAAUCAGUGGGUUUUCAGGUUCUCAUGAGCAAAUGGAACUUGUGGAGUUCCUAUCCAACAAUGCAGGAGUCCUUAAAAGGUUGCUCAUCAAUGACGAGUUUUGUUCUAUGCCCAAGGAAGUACGUGAGAAGGUCCGUAGCAUGUGUCAUCCAAAUGUUGAAGUUGGUUUCUUUGUGCUUCGCAAGGGGAGGCAGCUGGGAGAUGACAGAACCCGUGUACUACCAUUGCUCAGCAAGUGUGUUUACCAUGAUCGUUCAGUAGCUCUUGUGCUAUCACAAAGUCAUCAUCUGCGAAACGAGCUGCUUGUGGCAUGUGACUACUACGUUGAGCUUCGAGGUACAGACGAAAAGAGAUGAGGUCAUGGACUACGAAUCUUCAGAGUCACAUUCCGCCUCCGGCCCUUCCAAGGAAACACGCUUCUCCUGAUGCCACUCGUUCCUAUCGAGAAAUCCGCUCAUCAGCAUCGUGUUGGAUGUGGGAUAUGUUGCUGAUGAAUGUAUAUGGAGAGGAUAUGUACAAUAGGUUUUUUUUUUUUUGAGGGCAGAUAUGUACAAUAGGUUGGGCAGUAACUAUACACACAUGUGAAAAGAGAAGAGGUGCGUGCUGAUUUCUCAUUAAAUUUACA